Bolinopsis microptera is the source of this 1946-nucleotide messenger RNA. RefSeq lists its product as uncharacterized. The transcript has 9 exons. Gene Ontology annotation, molecular function: nucleic acid binding. The record is from RefSeq and is a predicted model, not a curated record. Bases 6 to 1223 code for a protein of 405 amino acids. NCBI's taxonomy places the organism in Eukaryota, Metazoa, Ctenophora, Tentaculata, Lobata, Bolinopsidae. Gene Ontology annotation, biological process: DNA integration.
AUGUCAUGGAUGGUCCAGCAUGGAUGGGAGACGAAGAUCUGAGACACUUUUUGGAGGCUUCAAGAGCAUCCAACUAUACUUGCAGCGAGAUUACUUCACUCCUGCCAAAGAAGUUCCCCAACUACAGGGCUUAUUCAGAACGCACUGUAAAAAGAAUGCUGAAUCACUGGAACAUUAAACGACACAAUGAUGUUGAUGAUCAUACUUUGCUGACGGCGGUACAGAAUGUUGUUAACGAAAGUUCGGGCCAAUUAGGAUACCGGGAUGUGACUGAAAAACUAAGGUCUCAAGGCCUCUUCGUAUCGAGAGAUGAUGUUAUGAAUACACUAAGGUUAGUUGAUCCACAAGGUGUUGUUAUGCGCACUCCAAAGUUCAAGAAUAAGAGGCCUAAGAAGACCUUCUUCAGCAAGGGGCCAAACUACUUACGGAGUCUGGAUGGCCAUGACAAGUUAAGUGGGGAUGCCAACUGCCAAUUCGACCUCAAAAUAUAUGGGGCCCUUGAUACUUACAGUAGGAAAAUCAUCUUCUUGUACAUUGGGCGGUCUAAUAGAGACAGUGAAGUUAUUGGACGUAUUUUGUUUGACCAUCUGCUGGAAUCUAGAGUUUUACCGCAAAUGCUUCGAUUUGACAAAGGAACUGAGACCGUCCAUGCUGCAGCUGUACACAAAACUCUAUUGCAACUGAAAAAUGUUGACAAGGAGAUUACAACGAUACUUGGUCCUUCUACUGCCAACAAAAUAGAACGAUUGUGGAGGCAGGUCCGCGAAAAGGUUUGUGAUGGUUUUCGUCACGUACUUAGAGAGAUUGAUCAAGACGGUCUGUAUGAUUCAAGUUGCGAGUAUGACAGGGAUUUAAUUGCUGGUGUGUUCAUACCUGUUGUCGAACGUUAUCUCGACGAAUUCAGGGAGAACCAUAACAAUAUGAGGGGAAGAAAGCAGCGCAACGUGGAACUUCCAUCAGGAACAAUCCCUGAGCAUGUGUAUUCGUGCCCAGAAGAGUACGGCGGAGAGGAGUGUGGAAUCAUGCUUUCUGACAAGGAUAUAGAGAGUUUCACUGACGCUGAUAUUUUGUCCAACGUUUUUACUGGUAUUAAAAUUAAUUCGGAGUUGGCGUCUGAAUACCUCGUUGCUGCUCUCCCUCGGAUAGCAGAACUUCAGUUAAGUGGGGUUAAAGCGGAAUACACACGAAUAAGGGAAGCGGUCUAUCGAGAUACCAGAUUUUGAUAAUUUCCGUCUCGUUGAGGCCGAGAUUUUAUUAAUAAAGAACGUUUAGUUAUAAAUAUCGUAAAAAAGCUUCUGUUGGUUUUUGUACUAACAUUUACUUGGUUGGUUAAACACAUUUAAACCUCGAUUAAACGCAUGAAAUUGAUUUUUAGAUUUUUAACAUUCAAUUUUUAACAUUAAAUUUUAACAUUAAAUUUUAACAUUGAAUUCUUUUUAGCAGAACUACAAUGUUUUGUUAAAUUAUAACAUUUACCUGGUUGUUUUAACAUUUACUUGGUUGGUUAAACACAUUUAAACCUCGAUUAAACGCAUGAAAUUGAUUUUUAGAUUUUUAACAUUCAAUUUUAAACAUUAAAUUUUAACAUUGAAUUCUUUUUAGCAGAACUACAAUGUUUUGUUAAAUUAUAACAUUUACUUGGUUGUUUUAUAUGUGGGUUUGAUUCUUCUGUUGGUUUUUGUACUGUUUUUUCUUCGAUACAGCCAGCCAUUACCCAUAAAAUCAUGUUAUAAGGAUUUCAAGUUAACUUAAAAGUUUAAAUGUUAAACUCCGUAAAUUAUAAAGUUGGUACAAUUCUUUUCUAAGGAUUAGAAUACGAAGUAAGUUAUUAUGAUAAAAUGUUUGUUUCACUGCUAACAUCAUCCUACUACAAUGUUUUGUUAAAUUAUAACAUAUACUUGGUUGUUUUAUAUAUGGGUCUGAUUAUUAAAUUAUUGACUUUGAUG